GACACAAUUUAGACUCGUACAUCUUUGCUUCAAUUGGAAAGUCAGCAAGUCGAUUACAACAUCGGCAAGUUAUAACGUUGGAUUAUCGCUGCAAAAUUAAAUUGAUUUAUAAUCCAAUUGUUCUCUUAUUUAUUGACGAUUCAUUUAGUCAGCCGCCACAGCAGCCGAUAUUCCAUCAGAUUCUUCCUAAUAAAGGUUUCUUUCGGUGCUUACCUGUUUAUGGAGAAAAUUGAGCAUGGCCCCUGCAUCGUUUAAGAAGACAUAUGGUGAAACACAGUCAGCGAACAUGGACGUUUCUGGAACUAUGGUCAAAUCUUUGCACGUUCUUCCUUCUCCUAUAGAAGAAAAUUUCCCCCGAUUGCCAAAUCCGCCUCAAGUUUUUUCUUCUGAUUCUGGAUGCCCUACUAGAAUCCAUUACUCCCCCAACACAAGUGGAUCAAUAUGUUCGACAAUGUAUUCGUUGUCGCCAAAAGGUGGAGAUUCUUUUAUGGAAAAUCAACAUCCUUACUCGGUUAUGCAGUCCACAGAGUUAGGAGACUAUGCAAUGGAGAACCAUGAUGUUUCCUGGAAUGAGAUCGAGAACUUUCUCGACGCUCCCUUGAAAAUGGCGGACCAGGUUGGCCGAAUCGACACAUCUAGAGAUCCUAUGGUAGCAGAAGACCAUUCUAAGAAAACUAAUUGGCAGGAAUGGGCCGAGCAGUUGAUUACAGUUGAUGAUGAGACACUCGAUUCAAACUGGAGCGAUCUUCUUGUUCAGGGAAAUAUUCCCGAACCAGUGGCUAAGCUGCCGGAUCUGCCACAUAAUGCAUCUUCACGUCAACUACAAACUCAGCAGCUGCAGCGUAAUCCUGUGCCAUGUUCAAAUGAUUUUCCAGCAGUAGGCUCUCCAACUCCGCCCUCAAAUAAAGCACGGAUGCGCUGGACUCCGGAGCUUCAUGAGGCUUUUGUUGAUGCCGUGAAUAAGCUCGGUGGUUGCGACAGAGCUACACCAAAAGGUGUUUUGAAGAUCAUGAAUGUCGAAGGCCUGACUAUCUAUAAUGUGAAAAGCCACUUACAGAAAUACAGAUCUGCAAGAUAUAAGCCGGAAUCACCAGAAGGAAAUCCGGAAAAGAAGUUGAAGACUGCAAACGAUAUGACAUCCCUCGACUUGAAAGCAACUGUGGGCAUAACUGAAGCUCUCCGACUGCAGAUGGAAGUUCAGAAGCAGCUACACGAUCAACUUGAGAUUCAAAGAACUCUGCAGAUACGAAUCGAAGAACAAGGGAAGCGUCUCCAAGAGAUGUUCGAUCAGCAAAGAAAGCUGGAGGAAGUUAAAGGGAAAACCCCGUCCUCGAAAACGGAUACACCUCAAACCCCAGUGAAACAAACGCGGCCUUGCAUCGGCAACGACAAGCCAGAAUCAUCAGCAUCCGUGAAUGAAGUGGCGGCCGAUGGCUGCGUUUCAGCAGAGGAGGAUCAAAGUAAGGAGAUGCCAUCUGACAACGGCCGUGCAUCCUCGGGACGAGCCAAGGCUAGUGAAACGGGAGCGCUCGGAUCGCCUCAUGAAUCAUGACAGAUGCUCUUCUGAAAGAUGGUGCUGAUUGGGGAUUCUUGAUUCUGAUGCCAACUAGAAACAGAAUCUAAUUUUUUUACUCGUAUUUGUAGAUAUUUAUUUUGACUGCAGUUUGAAUGACAGUUUUCUUCAUAAAGUGACUGUGUUUGUCUUGAAAAAUUUGAUGAUGUGUUUUGGAAUAUAGUUUCAUGAAUUAUUGUA
This is a messenger RNA of Salvia splendens (bonfire salvia), 1753 nucleotides long. Its product is annotated as protein PHOSPHATE STARVATION RESPONSE 1. Gene Ontology annotation, molecular function: DNA binding; DNA-binding transcription factor activity. The transcript has 8 exons. The record is from RefSeq and is a predicted model, not a curated record. NCBI's taxonomy places the organism in Eukaryota, Viridiplantae, Streptophyta, Magnoliopsida, Lamiales, Lamiaceae. The coding region runs from base 236 to 1552 and encodes 438 amino acids.